Molecule: messenger RNA, 3150 nt
Organism: Eimeria acervulina
Lineage: Eukaryota; Apicomplexa; Conoidasida; Eucoccidiorida; Eimeriidae
Product: transport protein Sec24, putative
Exons: 8
Coding region: 1-3150 (1049 amino acids)
Biological process (GO): intracellular protein transport; endoplasmic reticulum to Golgi vesicle-mediated transport; COPII-coated vesicle cargo loading
Cellular component (GO): COPII vesicle coat; endoplasmic reticulum exit site
Molecular function (GO): SNARE binding; zinc ion binding
Source: RefSeq, a predicted model, not a curated record
AUGCAGCCCUCCAGAGGACUGGGGGCCACAGCCGGCGGCUACGCCCCCAACUACCCCUCCGCCCCGCCCCACAGCAACGGCUUCUCUCAGGGCUUCUACCCGAAUAACGCAACUCCUGCUAAGGCUCCCUACGGCAACGCCAUUGGAGGGGGCCCUCCGGGGCCCCAGGCCCCCCCUGGGGGCCCAGGGGCCCCUGCAGGGACCCCCGGGGCCCCCGCCGCGAUGGCUGGCUACUACGGCCAAGACGCAGCGUCCACAGCGCAGCAAUACCCACAGCAAAUGCCGUUUUCACAGCCGCAACAGCCGCAGCAGCAGCAGCAGCCUAUGUAUCCGGGGCAAAUGCAUGCGCCACCGCCGCCCGUGCAGCAAGCGGCUCCUUCCUACCCGCAGCAGCCGCCGCCGCUGCCUCCGCAACAGCAACAGCAGCAGGCAGCACCGGGAGGUCGGUAUAUGCCAGCGCCUUCUGCUCCGUUUGCUGCUGCUCCUCAGCAGCACCAGCAGGGUCCGCCGCAGCAGCAGCAGGCUUGCUACAUGCCUCCUCCUGUGCAGCAGCAAGAGCCACUUGCACCUGUGCAGCAGUCUGGGCCUGGGGGAUAUAUGAUGGGGGUAUUAAGACAAGGUAGCGGGUCUUUAGGUGGUGUAGGUCCAGGGGGGGGAGCAGCGGGAGGGCGUUCUUCGUAUUACCCUGCAGCAGCAGCAGCAGCAGCAGCAGCGCAGCAGCAGCAGGAAGGUGUAUCUCAGCAGCAGGCGGAGGAUUUGUUGCAGCUAAACGCUCCAGCAGCAUUUGUACGGCCUUCUGUAUGGCGUAUCCCCAGCAGCAGCUCCCUCAGACACAAAUGCCAUUUGCCUUUAGGGGUUGUGCUGCAGCCGCUCGCUUCGUUAGGCCCUGGUGCUGCUUCUGUACCUCGUAUUUCUUUCGGUUCGGGUCUAGUAAUUCGUUGCAGACGGUGCAGAACAUAUGUUAAUGCAUUUGUCACCUGGGAGGCGAAUGGGAGGAGGUGGGUGUGCAAUAUGUGUGGGGUGAGCAACGAGACACCACAGUUUUAUUGCGCUCCUAUAGACGCAAAAGGAAGAAGAGAAGAUGCAGCAGAGAGACCGGAGCUUUCGAGAGGUUCUUUUGAAAUCAUUGCCCCUGGAGAUUAUAUGAUUCGCCCUCCUCAGCCUCCUGCAUUUGUGUUUUUAAUAGAUGUCUCACACCAAGCUGUAGCAGCGGGGCUUCCUGCUGCUGCAUGCAGCAGCAUUGCUGCUUCUAUUGCUGCAGAUAGGCUCCCAGGAGACAGCAGAGCACUUGCUGCUGUCUUAACUUACGACAGCAGCGUGCAUUUCUAUCGCUUAGAUGCUAGCCAGACUCGCCCUCAGUUGUUUGUUGUGCCUCAAGUAGAAGAGAUAUUCCUCCCUUUAGCAGAAAACCUCUUCGUCCCUCUUCAAGAAUGCAAAGAAGCUAUUCUUAAUACCCUUAAUGCCAUACCUGAUAUAUGGAGAGCAAACGAGUGUACUGAUAACUGCUUAGGCAGCGCCGUGCGUGCGGCUGCAAUGGUAGCUAAGCAUGUGGGGGGGAAGAUACUGCUUUUUGCUUCUUCGCCACCGACUGUUGGGGAGGGAGUUGUAAGGAGAGAAAUGAACAGAGACAAGGGAGGACAAGGCCAGGGUGAAAGAGACAACGACCUUCUCAAGCCUGCAGCAGAAACGUAUCAAACACUAGGGCAGCAGCUGACUCAGUCUCAGCUGUCUGUUGAUAUGUUCUUAUGCCCUCCGGCAUACCCAACCGCCUCCAGCGUAGACAACCCCUACUACGCUCCGUCAGGUGGGGGCCCCCAAGGUGGGGCCCCCGGGGCCCCACCUGGGGCCCCCCGCGUGCCUGCGAGCGGCGGUGGUGGGGUUGGGGGUUGUUCUUCCUUUGACUUGGCGUCUUAUGCUUCCCUAGCUCAAUUUACUUCAGGAGAACUGCGGUAUUAUCCCGGGUUCUCUCGUGAGCUAUACCAAGACAAACUGCAGGCGGAGGUCGAUCGCGUCCUCUCUAGGGUUACGGGAUGGGAAGCAGUGAUGCGGGUGCGGGUGUCGCGGGGAUGGAAAGUGUGCGAGCGUCACGGGCGUUUUUAUUUGCGUGGCGCGGAUCUGUUUGUGCUUCCAACUGUACAUGAAGAUCAGACAUUUACAGUGUCUCUUGAGCCUGAUGAAGCAGCAGGAGCUGCAUCAGGAGACUGUCUCCUUUCUCUACAAGUUGCUCUGCUGUAUACACACAGUGACGGAGAAAGAAGAAUUAGAGUCCAUACGGUCGCUCUCCCUCUUACACAGAACAUUCAGUCAUUACGAGCAAAAGUUGCUGACGGCCGCGCGUACCUCCAGAAUUUGUGCGUCCAAUUGAUGGCGGCGCUGCAGCUGCCAGCAGGGCACUGCACUGCGCCCUACGGGCCCGUUGCUGCAGCAGCAGCAGCAGCAGCUGCUGCUGCUGCUGCAGCAACGCCCCCCGCAAACAAUGCUGAACAACUCAAACGACUCGGAUACCUCGUCAUGGGAAUCCUCAAAUCCGCUGCUUUCCGCAACACCAAAGACGUGACGAGCGACAUGCGGGUGUAUUGUUUCCACCGUUUGUCUUGGGCGAGUUUGAGCCAAGUGGUGGUGUAUUUAUCUCCUCGUUUGUUCUGUUUAACCGACUGGGGAGACAGUGAAGGUUCUGUUGAUCCACAGGGCUGCGUGCUGCUGCCCAGCGCGCUGCCACUCACCAGCGAAGUGAUGACUCAGCAAGCCGCUUAUCUGCUUGAAAACGGAGAACAAAUGCUCCUCUGGAUUGGAAAGUCUGUGUCUCCGGAUUGGUUGCAGUCUGUUUUUGGGGUUGCUUCAUAUGAAUACUUGCACCCGGAGGCAGCAGCGCAGUCGCUAGGGUGUACAGACACCCCGUUGGGCCUUCGAACUUUGGCUGUCAUCCGCGAGCUGCGGUUGCAGCGGUUGCAGCCCGAUUACAUGCAGCUGAAGAUUUUGCGGCAAGGAGACAGCAGCGAGCAGCUGUUCUUUGCAAUGCUGACAGAAGACAGAGUGUCGAGUCUCCCGCUCACGGCUUCGGAGUUUUUGCACAAAGUCGGCCAGCGGUCUCUGCCGGCUUUGAAUCCUCCUUAUCCCUCGCAGCAGCAGCAGCAGCAGCGAGGGUAUUGA